AUAUGCGACUAGCAGAAACUUCAAGGGAUAUAACAAACAAUUGAGAAUGAAGGUAUCAAAAGGGAAAUCGCCGAACAGGAAGAACGAAGGGGCCGCAACCAGCACCUGAACAUGGCGAGCAGAUCAAUCGCUUCGAUUGGUAGUUCAUGGAAGCAGUUGUCUUUUAACAUAACCAGAAGAACCUUGAGCACAUCUUCGCCUGCUUCUGCAUCGCCUUCUGCUUCAAACCCUAGCACAUCAGUUUCAAAAUCGAAAAGAAAGAAGAAGAAGAACUUGUUUGAGGUGGCCCAGUUUCUUCCUAAUUGGGGAAUCGGUUAUCAAAUGGCUAAGACGCACUGGUCUGGCGUCGCCUAUCAGAUCACCAAGAUCAAUCUCUACAAGGAUGGUAGGCAUGGGAAGGCUUGGGGAAUUGUUCACAAAGACGGUAUAGCAGCUGCUGAUGCUCCAAAGAAAAUUAGUGGUGUUCACAAGCGCUGUUGGAAGUACAUUCCUAACUCAAAUAAAACUCAACAAAUCAUCACACCACAAUCUCAAUCAGAAACACAAGUUCAAAAUCAAGCCACAUGAUUAUUAGUUACCCUAUUAUGCCAACUUAGAGGAUCAUUUUCUUAGAGAAAUCACACAAGCUUAGAUGCAAUUGAUGUUUCCUUUUCUUGAAAAAUCUUAUUUUUUAUCUUUAAUCUUUUGCUAGCAAUGAGGUUGCAUGUUAAACCUCUUUUUCAUGUUCCUACAUUUGGUAUUUAUCAAAGUCUCAAGCUUUGCUUUUGAUGGCAUUGAAACGUUUUUAUCUAUCUGCUUUAAGUCAUAUGCUCUAUGCUAGUUGUGAUGUUUGUUGCUACUUAUCAUAAACUGCCAAUUUAAUGAUAAAUUUACGAAAAUGUCUCACAAUAAUACUGAUAGAUACAAACAACAUAAAAAAAAAAAAAACUCAUCUCAUACACAAGAGUACACGUAUAUUUUUGUCACAUAAUUAAUAAACAAACUAUU
This is a messenger RNA of Lactuca saligna, 987 nucleotides long. Lineage: Eukaryota; Viridiplantae; Streptophyta; Magnoliopsida; Asterales; Asteraceae. The record is from the annotation of a GenBank genome assembly.